Lingula anatina is the source of this 1181-nucleotide messenger RNA. RefSeq names its product glutathione S-transferase A-like. Gene Ontology annotation, biological process: glutathione metabolic process; L-phenylalanine catabolic process. Lineage: Eukaryota; Metazoa; Brachiopoda; Lingulata; Lingulida; Lingulidae. The record is from RefSeq and is a predicted model, not a curated record. Gene Ontology annotation, molecular function: maleylacetoacetate isomerase activity; glutathione transferase activity. Gene Ontology annotation, cellular component: mitochondrion.
CACAUCAAAAAGCCGAUAUAUAGCACAGAAUCAAAAUGGCGUUUGCGACAGCAGGGAGGUCGAUGAAGCUCUACUGGGGUUCCGGCAGCGCACCUUGCUGGCGCGUCAUGGCAGUGUUAGAGGAGAAAGGGCUCGGAAAAUACGAUAGCAAGCUGAUCUCCUUCGACAAGAACGAGACCAAAUCUGAGGAAAUCAUGAAAUUGAACCCACGUGGUGAGGUGCCAACAUUUGUUAUAGGGGAAAUCGUCAUCAAUGAAUCGCUGGCAACCUGUUUGUACCUCGAGGACACGUACAAGUCGUCAGGUGUGCAGCUUAUUCCCAGCGAUUGCCCCAAAAAGGCCCAGGUGCUGCAAAGAACUUUUGAGGCCCCGGGGUUCAUGAAGAAAGGACUUGAGGACCUGGGUUAUCUGUACAUGGAGGGCGACGUUAAUGAGGAAGAAAUGAAAGAGAAAAAGACAUCACUGAAAGCUGAACUGGCUCUGUGGGAAGGUUAUCUGAAGGCAGCAGGAGGUGACUAUUUGACUGGCCAGGACUUCACAAUGGCUGACUGCAUCUUCUUCCCCGUCUUAGCCGUUAUGGUGCGUCUCGGCCUUGCACUGCGUCCGACCUUCCCGGAGCUGGGGAAGUAUUAUGAAACGGUCAGCAAGCGACCUUCCAUUAUGAAAACGUGGCCGCCACACUGGAAGGGAACGGAGGGAAAAAAGUGGCUGAAUAAUGUGUGCUGAAGUGAAGGAUAACAACAGACCAUUGCAAACAAAAAUGGUCAUUUUUGGUGCUAUUGUCAACACAAUAGUAACUUUUGUGAGACCUUAAAAUGGACGCAAAGGCGCUUCUUAGAUUGUUGUAUCUAUUUUAUCGAAAUGAUCUAACCAAGUCCCAUAGCGGACGCCAUAUUGGAUUAGCAGCCAUAUUAGAUUUUAAUCCAGCGUUAAAGACUAAUAAUACAUUAUGCUUCAGUAUCACAGACACACUGUUUUCUGCUAGUAAAUCACGUCUAAAAAGUAAUGAAAGCAUACGUUCUCCAUUUGGCAUGCUUGUUGCAGCCAUUUUGAGAAAAGGGUCGCUGAAUCGCUAGGUACUGGCGCUACUAACAAUCUUUUCAGCAAUCUGGCCAAGAUUCUUGCUAAUUGAAUUGUUAUGAAAUGUAUUGCAGGAGGUCAUAUAUAAUAAAAUCUAUAUCU